CUCAGCUUUUGAUUCUUGUCAGUCCGGUGAUGUAAUGAAGUAAAAGAGGAGUAAAGAUGGCGGAGAACAGCGGCACAGAUCCUGCCGUGAAUACGAACACCGAGGAAAAUGCUUCCACCAGCGGGACCAUUAUCAUGGUCACCGUCAAAACUCCGAAGGAUAAAGAGGAAAUAGCUAUAUCUGAAGAUUCGUCUGUUGCGCAGUUUAAGGAAGAAAUAUCAAAGAGAUUUAAGGCAAAACAGGACCAGUUGGUAUUAAUUUUUGCCGGAAAAAUCCUGAAAGACGGUGACACGCUGAACCAACACGGCAUCAAAGAUGGACUCACUGUCCAUCUCGUCAUCAAAACCGCACAAAAGGCCUCUGGAGGUGGCAGUUCACAAGCAUCCGUGUCUUCCACCCCUGGCACACCACCUGUGAAUAGAAGUGGCACUGGCACUGGCACUGCCAAUCCCAGUCCAGCAUCACCUGGGGGCACAGCACAGGGCACAGGGCCAACCCCUGCCCCUGCUCAGCCUGCCAACCUACUGUCCGGGUUUGGGGACCUGUCCAAUCUGGCUGGGAUGGGCAUGGGCUCGUCCAACUUCAUGGAGCUUCAACAGCAGAUGCAGAGGCAGCUGAUGUCCAACCCAGAGAUGUUGUCGCAGAUCAUGGAGAACCCGCUGGUGCAGAACAUGAUGUCCAACCCAGAUCUGAUGCGGCAGAUGAUCGUGGCCAACCCACAGAUGCAGCAGCUGAUGGAGCGCAACCCGGAAAUCUCGCACAUGCUCAACAAUCCUGAGCUCAUGAGACAGACUAUGGAGUUGGCAAGGAAUCCAGCCAUGAUGCAAGAGAUGAUGCGUAACCAGGACCGGGCACUUAGCAACCUGGAGAGCAUCCCAGGUGGAUACAAUGCCCUAAGGAGGAUGUAUACAGACAUUCAGGAACCCAUGUUCAGCGCUGCAAGAGAGCAGUUUGGAAACAACCCCUUCUCUGCCUUGGGAGGAAAUGGAGAGAACUCUGGGGUUCAGCCAUCCAGGACAGAAAACAGAGAACCCUUGCCAAACCCAUGGGGCCCCCCCAACUCCGGCUCCGCUGAGAACAGGCCCCCGGGCACCACCACCAGCUCCUCGACCAGCGGAACCACCCCCAGCGUCUCUAACCCCCUGGGCAUUGAUGCAUCCAGCCUUGGAAACGGCAUGUUCAACAGUCCUGGUAUGCAGAGCCUGAUGCAGCAGAUCUCAGAGAACCCUCAGCUGAUGCAGAACAUGCUCUCUGCUCCAUACAUGCGCAGUAUGAUGCAGUCUUUGGCACAGAACCCAGACGUUGCCUCGCAGGUUCUGAUGAACAACCCCCUCUUUGCUGGCAACCCACAGCUACAGGAGCAACUCAGACACCAGCUGCCCGUAUUUCUUCAGCAGAUGCAGAACCCAGAGGCUCUGGGUGUGAUGACGAACCCACGGGCCAUGCAGGCCCUCAUGCAGAUUCAACAGGGCUUGCAGACCCUUCAGACUGAGUGCCCUGGACUCAUGCCAAGUCUCGUCCCUGGUGGUCUGCCUGGUGGUCUGCCUGGUGGUCUGCCUGGCGGUAUCCCAGCUGGUAUGCCGGCUGGUAUGCCGGGUGGUAUGCCGGGUGGUAUGCCGGGUGGUAUGCCAGGUGCCCCUGGUCCUGCAGCGAGCAGCGUGCCCCCAGAGAACCCCCCUCCUCCCUCGGGCCUGGGGUCCACCCCCACCUCGGCUGCUGGUGCCAGCCCCACCCAGCAGCAGCUCAUGCAGCAGAUGCUACAGAUGUUUGCUGGAGGAAGCGCUGGAUCACCCCAGACUCCAGAGGUGCGGUUUCAGGGGCAGCUGGAUCAGCUGACCGCCAUGGGAUUCAUCAACCGCGAGGCCAAUCUGCAGGCCCUGAUUGCCACGGGGGGAGACAUCAACGCCGCCAUCGAAAGACUACUGGGCUCCCAGCCCUCCUAACUCCUCCUCGGCCGUCUGAGCUCCGGGAGGCAGGGGGUGCUGUGGGAAGGGAUGGAGGGGCGAUCAUAACAAAAUGAACACAAUCCUUCACCACAUGAAAAAAAGAAAAGCAAACUAAAUCUACAACAACAGCAACCCCCUGAAUAGACUGAAUUCCAAUUACAUCUCAUCAUCUUUCUGUUUUCCUUUUUCUUUCUUUUCUUAUUUUUCCCCUCCUUUCUCUCUCCCUUCCGAUUGAUCUGUGAAAAUCAUAGGAAUUGGGGUUUUUCAAAACGUAAAUUAACUGGUCAAACCGACGGCGUAAUCAGUAUGAAAUGACGUCAAACUAACAUCUUUCCCCUCUACUCACUGACAGCUGAGUACCUUAACAAGAUGAUACAAACGGCUGAACUUUUGACCCCUGUGCCCCCCCCCCCACCCCCACCCCCCUUGUAGCCAACCAUUCCUGUUUGGAUUGAGACAGACGUACAUGCGUAACAUACUCUGUCAAGGCAGUACUUGUGGUAGGAGGCGUUUAGGGGAAAAUAAGCCUUUUUAAUUCUUAGAACAAAGACGCCCCUGUGUUUCAUAAGAAUGCUCACAUCAUCUUAAUUCUCUCAGUCUCUCCUUGAUCAUGCUGGAUUAAGAUCAGUAUUUAUUGCAAGAGCUGUAGACGUUUCCCCUUCACCCGCCUCCCGCCUCCCCCUUCCUCCCUCCCUUCCUGUGACACCCAGUCUCAUUUCACACUGCUUUGAGAAUUCCUUGACAUUUGACGUGUUAAUUGAAAUCUAAUAUUGAUGAGGAUGUUGGAAUCCCUGUUUGAGCACCAUAACACCCUGACUCAGAUGAUUGCUUACACUUCAGCUUCUUUAGAGAGGAAUGGAUUUUGGAAUGGGAAGAAAAGAAAUAAUUACUUGGGGGGGGGGGGGAAAGCAUUGUCGUCAUCUUUAGUCAUUGCUUACUGACAGGUGUACAUGAACCGAUGGUUGAGGCUUCUCCGUAUGGUUAAGAAUGUAACAAGGUAUCAAUAAAUAUUUCUAAGCUGAAGAGCCAUGUUAAGAAGCUUACAACUUUUAUUUUGUCCAUACUCCUAUGCUUUGACAUAGAAGAGAUUGCUGCUGUGCUUGGGGGGGGGGAAAAAGAGAAAAAAAACUUGUACAUUUGAUGCAGCGUCAUACAUUGGAUCUGGCAGUAACGGAAUAGCAUGAUAGCUAUGAUGCUUUAUUUUCAACCUGUUCACCAACUAUAUGGCUAGCCUACAGCAGUCUAAUGCAACUAACAGUUGAAUUUUGAUGUGAAUUAAAGUGUCUUCAACUUUG
This is a messenger RNA of Clupea harengus (Atlantic herring), 3241 nucleotides long. It is a transcript of the gene ubqln4, whose product is annotated as ubiquilin 4. Gene Ontology annotation, cellular component: cytosol. The record is from RefSeq and is a predicted model, not a curated record. Gene Ontology annotation, biological process: ubiquitin-dependent protein catabolic process. Gene Ontology annotation, molecular function: polyubiquitin modification-dependent protein binding. NCBI's taxonomy places the organism in Eukaryota, Metazoa, Chordata, Actinopteri, Clupeiformes, Clupeidae.